AUGAUAAAGCAAUUAACUAAAUUAAAUAUCACAAAACAAUUAGCCAAUAAUAUUGGUAAAAGACAAUAUUGCUCAUACUUUGAAAAUAGAAAUAAUAAUUUACCAUAUAACACAGAUCCAAUUGAAAAAGUUGAAGACUCACCAAAUACAUCAUCAAAAUAUUUCGAUUUAUAUAAUAAACAUAAAACAUUUGUACCAUUUUUUGAUAAGAAUUCAAUUACAACACCAGCAAUUACAGGUUUAUAUCCAAGAGAAGGUGGGGAAUUUGUAGCACCAUCAGCAUCAAUUAUUGGUAAUGUUAAUUUAGGUGUAGGAUCAUCAGUUUGGGAUAACUGUGUUAUUAGAGCAGACGUUAAUUACAUUCAUAUUGGUGCAUUUACAAAUGUUCAAGAUGGUACAAUCAUUAGAGAAGCCAAUGAGCCAAUAUCAUUGGACCACAAUGGCAGCACAAUCAUUGGUGAUCAAGUAACAAUUGGUCACAGUUGUAUACUUGAAGCAUGUACUGUCGAAGAGAAUUGUUUGAUUGGAAUGGGUUCAAUUUUGGAACCAGAAUCAUACGUUGAAGCAAACUCAAUUUUAGGUUCAAAUUCAAUCUUAACCAAAGGUUCUCGUAUUAAAUCUGGUGAACUUUGGGUUGGUAAACCAGCUAAAUUUGUUAGAAAUUUAACUGAAAAUGAAAAAAUCGAUAUUAGUAAUAGUGCUCAUUCCUAUAUGUUAAAUGCUGAAAAAGCAUUUGAAUCUUUUGGUUUAGAUAAAGAUUCUUUCAUCUAUAUUGAUGCUCAACAACAAGGCAUUCAAGUUGGUUGGAAAGGUAGUUAUUUUUCUGAAUAA
Molecule: messenger RNA, 831 nt
Organism: Dictyostelium discoideum AX4
Lineage: Eukaryota; Evosea; Eumycetozoa; Dictyosteliales; Dictyosteliaceae
Product: bacterial transferase hexapeptide repeat-containing protein
Exons: 2
Coding region: 1-831 (276 amino acids)
Source: RefSeq, a predicted model, not a curated record